AUGGAUCAUAUGGAGUUGGGAGACAUGGGCAGUGGCUGUGAAGAUGAAAACUGUGGCCACGCUUCUGGCUUCCCGGAGGACUGCUUGAACCAAGAGUGCCAGUGGGAGGAUUCAAUGUUUGGAUUUACUGAGUUAGUGUGUGUGACUGUCAUUUACAUUCCACUGAUGCUCUUCGGCCUCCUGGGAAAUAUACUGACAAUUCUGGUGGUUUGGCUCCGACCUCACAUGAGAAGCUCUACCUACCUGUACCUGAGCAGCAUGGCUGUCAGUGAUCUGCUGAUACUCCUACUGCUGCCUCUGGAUCUGUAUAAGCUCUGGAGGCCCAGACCCUGGCCUCUAGGAGAACUUGCCUGUAAAUUGACAAUGUUCCUCUCAGAGUGCUGCACCUUCUGCACCAUCCUCCACAUCACCUUCCUCUCCUUGGAGAGGUACCUGGCGGUCUGCUGGCCAAUCACAGCCAAGACCCUGGUGACCCGGCGCAGAACAAGGGCUCUUAUCGGCUGCCUCUGGCUGGGUGCGGCAGUUAGUGCAGCACCGUUUUUGGUCAUGGUUGGAGUGGAGGAAGUUGGGGGAGAGGAACUAGGGCUGGGCGGAUGGACGGAGGACGGAGGAUGGACAGGCAAGGAAGGAGAACAGCAAGGAGGAUUUAUGAUAGGUCUAGGGGAAAGAGAAAGUGGACACAUGGCAUCAAUAGAUGGAGUAUUGGAGGGAAUAAAGUGGGGAGAAAAGGAGAAAAAGGGAUGGGGUGAAAGAGAUGGGGAGUUAAAAAGGUUUGGGCAGAAAGGAGAGAGAGAAGUGGGAAAAGACAAAAGAAAUGAGAGGGAACAAGAAGAUAGAGGAAAAAUUAAACCUGAAAAACAAGCAGAUAAGGGAGGAGGUGAAGAAGAAGGAGAGAUGGAAGUUGAGGUAGCGCGGCUAAAUAAAAUGAAAGAGGAUGAGGGAGGAGGAAGGGAAGAAGGCAUUGAUAGAGGUGGCAGAGGAGAGAUUGACAAUAGAGAGUGCCGCUGCACACACUACGCCGUCUCCUCAGGGCUGUUGUCAGCCAUGAUGGUUGUCUCCAACUUGUACUUCCUGGUACCCCUGUGCAUCCUGGGACUCGUCUACAGCUUGAUUGGACGGACUCUGUGGCUCCGUCCACAAAGCAGCCGUAGAGACCAGAGUCACCGGCACACUGUCAAAAUGUUGGGAGUGAUUGUCUUGGCGUUUGUCCUGUGCUGGCUGCCCUUCCAUGUGGGUCGGACCAUUUUUUCUAUUUCUCUAGGCAGCAGUUCAGACAGACAGGAAGCGUACAUGGACACAAACUCAAACUUAGACAUUAACACUCUCUCUGAUUAUUUAAACCUGGUGUCCUCUGUCCUCUUCUACCUCAGUGCUGCCAUCAAUCCUUUACUGUACAACCUGAUGUCUGCCAGCCAUGCAGGCCUGGUUCCUGAUGCCUCCCUGGAUGCCUCGCUGGCCUCUCUGCUGUCUCUGAACUCCUCCUGGGCUCUGGAGCAGCAGUACUCCACCCUUCAGAGCACUAUGACCUGGCACCAGCGGUUUGCCUUCAACCGUGACCUCCACACACUCUUUGGAGGAAACACCAUGGUUCCAGUUGCAGCCAAUAGCCAGGACAAGAUGACAGCACUGCUGGAGAACUCCCAGAGGAAGCUGCGGUCCGAGCUGAUGGAUUUCUAUGGGAGGAUGGUGUCACUGGAGAGGAGCGCUCUCAGCUCUGCCGGGGUAAAGCAAUGGAUGAACGGAGCUGCUCUCCAUGUCCACAUGGUCCUCCACUGGAAGCGUCUGACCGACCCAUCGGCUGGAGAGUUCUUAAAUCUGGACUACCUGCAUCGUGUUGACCCACUGCUCGACGCCUACAGAGAGUAUCUUGUCAAAACGGUUCAAGUGUUUCCGGCUAUGAGUCCCGGCCCCAGCGGGUUGCUGACAGUGGAGCCUCUGAGAAAUGUGAGCCAUGUGGUUCAACAUAGAGUCUGCGAACGUAAGGCCAUCCAGCACACUCUGGUGGAGCGCUUCCUGUCAGACCAGAACCUGCAGAGGGGAAAGGAGUUCUUCCAGAGCUCCCACAAGCACCAUGAUGCUCUGAUAGUACAACACCGACACUUUCAGCUGAGUGGGGUUUGA
Molecule: messenger RNA, 2121 nt
Organism: Cottoperca gobio
Lineage: Eukaryota; Metazoa; Chordata; Actinopteri; Perciformes; Bovichtidae
Exons: 9
Coding region: 1-2121 (706 amino acids)
Biological process (GO): hormone-mediated signaling pathway; G protein-coupled receptor signaling pathway
Cellular component (GO): plasma membrane
Molecular function (GO): growth hormone secretagogue receptor activity
Source: RefSeq, a predicted model, not a curated record